UAAAGUUAAGGUAAGAAUCACUUCUUCUUUUAUAUUUUGAAAGACAAGGCCUGAAAUUGUUUCAUUUUGAAUGAUAUUGUCAUAUUUGCAGCAAUGAAGCCUCAGCAGAUAGGAGUGCGACCAACUCGUCGAGCAAAGAGGAAGGCGGCCAGGAAGAUUGCGAUGAUGACAAGGUCAAGUAGUGGCGAAGAAGACAGCGACUCGGAUGAUGACACCACCAGCCAACAUUCGGCCGCCAGCACUGAAGGCGGGCGAACUACCAAAGGGGAGGUCCGGCGGAAGGGAGGUGGUGAUCAAGAUGGGGAGGGGGGAAUGUCUUCCGAGUCAGGUAGUAACGGGGGCGAGGAAGAAACCAACGAUUCAGAUGAAGAAAGUGAUCAAGGCGAGGUCAACAUGGAUGACGACAAAGAAGACGAAUCGUUGGUGGGACGGCAAGGCCGAAAAAGGACUCGGACCAACACCAUCGGUCCAGCUGGAAAAGUGAAAAGGCGAUCUCGGCGGACAUCGUCCCAAAACAGUUUUUCUUCGUCGUCUGUGACGUCAAAAGUGGCAUUGCCAAAACCGCCGCGAAAGCGAAUUACACAUCGAGCACGCUUCUCAGAUGUCGAUAGGGAGACAUUGGAAAAAGAGUUUACCAUUGACCGAAAUCCUGAUAUGACGAAAAGAAAUGAAAUAGCAACAAGACUUAACGAGGCAUCGCCUGACGAUGACGAAAAGACACCCACCCACAUUAAAAACUGGUUUAAGCACAGAAGACAAAAGAAACCUGGUGAUGUAAAAACCUUUACACGUGACCAGGUGGCAAUCUUGGAAAAAUCCUAUAAGAUCAAUCAUUUUCCUGAUCAAAACGAAAAAAUUAGCCUUUCAUCGGCUUUACAAAUUCCCUGGGAUAUGCGACUCAAAAACUGGUUUUCGGAUCGGAGAUUCCGAGGAUCCACCCCACUUUUGCUGAACACUCCUUUGCAAGCAAUGCCGACAAGGAACAUAAAUCCUCAAGUUUUUUCUAUUUUGAAAACUGGUGAUGGCACUAGGAUGAUGUGGCGCCCAUUGUUGCCAUCAGAGAAUACCUCUAAACUCUGGAAAUUGUAUCUCACGUUUUGGGAGGAUGAAACAGGGGUGCAGAUGGGAACGUCAGUAUGCAUCACUUUAGACAAUAAUAUGGACGAUGCAGCAAAAGUCAUUUACAACGCGAUAAUGAAUGGGACCGAGAGAGGCUGCAGUUUCCGACUUUUCGUCCGUAAGAACAAACUCCGACCACGGCAUGGCUCAAUUGGACUCGGGAUUUAUGGAGACUCAGAGUUGGCUACCAAGAAGCCAAAAUGGUAUCUCCGAUGGAUGGUCAAGGCGAUGGGAACAUUAAAACCUCUUGAAUGCAUCGAGAUGCUCCACGGCUGUGCAGAAUAUCUCAACGAGGUCGCCAGGCAAUGCCUUGAUCUCAUGGAUCCGAAAAUGAAGAGGUGGAUGGAUUUUUCUAGCGAUGCCAUGGAACGUCACAUCAAUGACCUCAGCAACCCUUUUCCAGGAACAGAUGAAGACUUGGAUUAUCGAUUUAAAACAAAGGAGAAGUAUGGAUUCGACCCCGAAGCGGACGAUACUCAAAUCGUCCGUCAACCUGGACGCACUAUUUUCAUUCAUGGAUAGGAACCAGGUGCGAUACAUACACCCAACACUCGUCAUUUUAAAUUAAAACCAUCAUCAUAUUUAUUAUUUAAUUGAUUUUCUACAUUAAGAUUCAUGAAUCAUCUGAACCACAAUAAAAAAUAAAUAAAAUAA
This is a messenger RNA of Folsomia candida, 1773 nucleotides long. RefSeq lists its product as uncharacterized. Gene Ontology annotation, molecular function: DNA binding. Bases 94 to 1641 code for a protein of 515 amino acids. The transcript has 6 exons. Lineage: Eukaryota; Metazoa; Arthropoda; Collembola; Entomobryomorpha; Isotomidae. The record is from RefSeq and is a predicted model, not a curated record.